Molecule: messenger RNA, 402 nt
Organism: Staurois parvus
Lineage: Eukaryota; Metazoa; Chordata; Amphibia; Anura; Ranidae
Source: the annotation of a GenBank genome assembly
GUGCCACUUUCAGGUCUCCUCACACUGCUGGUGUGUUCCAUUUUUUGUCAUAGGGUGCUGGCAGAUUACGGGCCUCCCAUAGCUGCUGCCAGGCCCCUAAUCUGCCAUGGGCCCCUAUACCGCCUCCUGAUGCUGCUGCCUGGUCCAGAGUCUCUCAUGGGUCCCUGUACGGCCUCCCAUUGCUGCUGUCUCCAUCGCCACACUCUGCCAUGUGCCACUUUCAGGUCUCCUCACACUCCUGCUGGUUUCCAUUUUGUCAUAGGUUGCUGUAUGGCCUCCCAUUGCUGCUGCCUCCACCGCCACACUGUGGCUCCAAACACUGGUUUUGGCCCCGUGACUGGCCAAAUGAGUGAAGUGUGCGGUGAUUCUAAGAUCGACGGCACUCAUCUGCAUGUCAUACUG